Xenopus tropicalis (tropical clawed frog) is the source of this 5637-nucleotide messenger RNA. RefSeq names its product SUFU negative regulator of hedgehog signaling (gene sufu). Gene Ontology annotation, molecular function: protein sequestering activity. The record is from RefSeq and is a predicted model, not a curated record. The coding region runs from base 664 to 2085 and encodes 473 amino acids. NCBI's taxonomy places the organism in Eukaryota, Metazoa, Chordata, Amphibia, Anura, Pipidae. Gene Ontology annotation, biological process: negative regulation of transcription by RNA polymerase II; signal transduction; negative regulation of smoothened signaling pathway. The transcript has 12 exons. Gene Ontology annotation, cellular component: cytoplasm; cytosol; cilium.
CUCUAGGGUAUUUGGCACUUAACUGUUUAAGGAAAGGGCAGCAUUUGGCCCCUAUACUUCAGAUUUAACUGGACAUCAGUAUCAGCAAACAGCAAACGUUUAUAUUGCUAGUGUUAAAAAAAUAAUAAUAAGGAAUAACAAAGGCAGCAGGCACUAUGUUUGAAACAUGCAUAACCUCUGUGCCACAUUACAGCCCCACAUUGCUACGGGAAACGCAGAUAAUUGCACAAAUGAAACAACUAAAAGGCCGAAUGGGCGGAAGCCUGAGACUUUUAUGAUUGAAAGCGAUUACAGCCAAUAAAAAGCAAAAAGGGGCCUGGACCGCAAAAUACCAAGCUUCCGGGAUAAGCAAUUGGCUAAGAGACUAGAAGAGGGCUGUGCCAGCUGAGCUCCGUCCAAAAGUGAGGAUUAUUGGCAGAACAACCAGCCAAUCAGCUGAAGCCGCCCCUCAGGACCACCAUCUGCGCUCCAGCAACAAGCUGUUGGACGCCUCAGACUUUUCCCAGGCGUCUGCUGUGGGGAAUUUACCGUAGUUCGUGAGGGGGAGUGAUAGUAGUCUGUUUCUCGAGUGGGCCCCUCUUUAAGUGUCGAGAACACGGUACUCCGUAAACACUUUUUUUUAUUGUCCCGGGUGCCGUGUUGGUGAUUUACUUUGAAAGGGGUAUGGAGGAGCUGAGGCCUAGCGGUGCCCCCCUGCCUCAGGCUUUCCCGACCCUCUUCCCUCCGGGUCUGCACGCCAUAUACAGCGAGUGCCGAAGGCUCUAUCCGGAGCAGGCGAACCCUCUGCAGGUCACGGCGAUCGUGAAGUACUGGCUGGGUGGACCAGACCCCCUAGAUUAUGUGAGCAUGUACAGGAGUCUUGGCAAUCCAGCACUUGACGUCCCUGAACAUUGGCAUUAUGUCAGCUUUGGCCUGAGUGAUUUGUAUGGUGACAACAGAGUCCAUGAAUAUACAGGGAUUGAUGGUCCUAGUGGUUUUGGCUUUGAGCUUACCUUCAGAUUGAAAAGAGAGGCUGGCGAGUCUGCACCGCCGACGUGGCCAGCAGAAUUGAUGCAGGGUCUUGCAAGAUAUGUUUUCCAAUCGGAAAACACAUUUUGCAGUGGUGAUCAUGUCUCAUGGCAUAGUCCGCUAGACAACAGUGAGUCUCGAAUUCAACACAUGCUCCUGACAGAAGAUCCUCAGUUACAGCCAGUGAAGACGCCUUUUGGAGUGGUUUCAUUUUUACAGAUUGUCGGUGUAUGCACUGAGGAGUUACAUGCAGCGCAGCAAUGGAAUGGGCAGGGAAUACUAGAAAUUCUGCGAACUGUGCCAGUUGCUGGUGGCCCCUGGUUAAUAACAGAUAUGCGAAGAGGAGAGACCAUAUUUGAAAUUGAUCCACACUUGCAAGAGAGAGUUGAUAAAGGCAUUGAGAUGGAAGGCUCUAACCUAAGUGGUGUCAGUGCAAAAUGUGCAUGGGAUGACUUGAGCCGCCCACCAGAGGAUGAAGAUGAUAGUAGAAGUAUAUGCAUUGGUACACAGCCCAGACGGUUAUCUGGUAAAGACACAGAGCAAAUAAGAGAGGCUUUGCGAAGAGGUCUUGAAAUCAACAGUAAGCCUAUACUACCUCCAAUAAGUUCCCAGAGGCAAAAUGGAAUGAAUCAUGACCGGGUCCCGAGCCGUAAAGAUAGCUUGGAAAGUGAGAGUUCUGCAGCCAUUAUUCCUCAUGAAUUGGUACGCACAAGACAGCUGGAGAGCGUGCACCUCAAGUUCAACCAGGAGUCUGGAGCAUUAAUUCCACUUUGUUUAAAAGGUAGGCUCUUGCACGGAAGGCACUUUACAUAUAAAAGCAUUACUGGAGAUACAGCAAUCACAUUUGUGUCUACUGGAGUAGAAGGAGCCUUUGCUACAGAGGAGCAUCCAUAUGCAGCACAUGGACCCUGGCUACAGAUUCUCUUGACAGAGGAGUUAGUUGACAAAAUGCUGGAAGACUUAGAAGAUUUAAGCUCUCUAGAGGAAAUGAAACUACCGAAGGAAUACAGCUGGCCAGAAAAAAAGCUGAAAAUCUCAAUUCUACCCAACACAGUGUUUGAUAACCCCCUCAACUAAAGGUGGAGUAACACCAACAUUUCUGUUAGAUACAGGGACGUCACAGUGGACUUUCCCCAAAUUCAGCAGCUCAGCUUCAUCCCUGCUGGAAACCAAGCCAAAGGAAAGCAAUUACUGCACAAUCUCUGCCCCCAGAGAAGGCUGGAGUGUACAUGACAUUUCAGCCCCAUUUUAUAUUUUUAGCAGCCAGUUUCAUGUGUGUUUGGCUUCAGUUGACUACUGAGUCUUUUCAUUUAGACUCCCUUGGACUAGCAUGACCUUGUCUAAUUUGACAAGACAUGUAUUACAUUGGGUUGGGUCUGAUCAUUAAUGUUGUCUCAGAUUCUAUAUGGAUGAGUCCUGAUAAGCUGCUUCCAAAACAUAUUCGUAUGUUUGGCAUUGGCCUCCAAAUCAUCUUAUGCCAGUUGCCUUUGUGUACCCAGUGGGGCAAGUUGCACAGUGCCUAUUUUACUUCAUUUAGCCAGAUGGGUGGGGAAAGUUGUUCCAUGACUGGAAAAAAAAGUUGCUAUUUACAGUUUUGUAACUGUAGUUGUGCUGUUGUCAGUCCCUUACAUAGCAGUCAUUAUGGCUGGACCCAGAUUAAAUCUGGGAGGCACCCUUUGGACCCUAGAGUUGGUAUAAUAUUCACUCCAUAUUGCCUUUUUUAAUUGAUAUUGUCUUGUGUAAUAAAGUAGAUAAUGGAGCCCCAUAAUACACAGCACAGGGACCCAUUCUUGGUCAUGACCCAUAGGUUAAGAAUUCCUGCCUUAUGGUAAUGAUUAUUGCAGUUUUAUGCCAUUCCUAUUGAGAAGCUGGUUUAUAUAUUUAUAGCAGUGCUUGAACACUGACAUUCUUAAAGGAGAAGUAAAGGUAUAAGCACUGGGGUAUUUUAAUUAUCCUAAUUACAUUCAAACUUUUGCCUUACCUUGUGGUACUGUCCGCUUGGCAUAAGAUGAGAAGAGGGGACACUGCUGUUGACAAAGACAUAGCUUCAUAGCAGCAACAAGCUAGAUAGGCUUUCUCAUGUAUAUUUAUUGUACUUUUGUAGCAGUCAGGGCUUCAAAAAAAAUUCUGAAACCAACCGUGGUUAUACUUGUAGACCACUUUUUAGUGUCAAGGGUAAGACUUGGCAAUGUUCAACCAAUUUUGGUACAGCUGCUACAAGAAUCUGCUCUGUAUGUAUUCACUUUACUCUGGGUGACGGCAGUUUGGAGAUGAUUAUAUGAUCAUUUCUAUGGUGUUGCAACCGGGCUUGUAAUCUGGCACCAAGGGUGUUUAUGGGCCCAAAUAACUAUCCUUUUACAAUACUAUAGACAAUGAGUGAGGGUAAUGGGCCUCCAGCUGGGGCCCCCUGAAUCUGACUUUGUGCCCAGUAUCAUGUGUUCUGGGGACAGCGACCAAGCACCGUGUAACUGCUAAACCAUUGCCACAGGCUGAUAGGACUUUCAGCGUAACCAGCUGAUUCAUUUUAUUAUACUAUGCGUUUUUAUUUUCAAACAGAAACUAAACCUUUUGAAUUUCUGAAGCCAGUUUAAAAUCAGAUUGUUCUUUUCCUCACACCCCAAACCUUAACCUUCCAACACUAUAUUGUGCACAUUUUGUGGAAUAACGAUUGGAUGUUUAAUCCAGGAACAAAUAUCACGUCUCACACACGACAAAUGACAACGGUAGGCUUACAUAUUGACUUUAGACACUCAGCUGGCUGAUUGUAGAGAUGUUCUCUUUCUGUACAAUGUUUCCUUUGUUUGUGUGAAAGAACCCAUGGACACUGUUCAAGCCACAGUGACAGUAAAGUUAAUCCUAUUUCUAACUAAUGGAGCAGUGCCGUUCUAUAACCCAACUGUACGUCUGCUGGUUUCUCCUGAGGUGACAGCCAGGUCUUUAUUUUUAGGCUGAGGGAUAUCGGAUCCUGCAGAUGCAGUUGCUGCAUUAUAUAGAAGUGCAAUUUUAUUGCUGUCGUUUUGAGUCACUUGAUUCUAAGACCUUCUAUAAUGUACUUUCAUGUCAAGAUUGCUUAAAACAUAGAACCAUUUUAUGUCAAAGUGGUGUCGUAUUGAUUUUUAGGAAUCACCGUUUUAGCAGUAUUUGCAUUUGGGGUUAAAGAAGUUGUUUACCUUUAAGUAUAGUGUUAACAAUUUGCGACUAGUCUCUUUUUUUCUAAUUUAGUUUCUGUUUAGCAGUUUGUAAUUUCUGAAGCUAUCUAGUUGCUAGCAUCCAGUGUGCCCUAGCAACCAGGCAUUGAUUUGAAUGAAAGGCUGAAAGGUGAAGUAAUAAAGUGUAACAAUAAAACUGUAGCCUCGCUGAGCAUUAACUGCUGACUGGGUCAAAAACUGAAAAAUGUACCCAAAUUUUAGCCCAAUUUGCUAAAAUAGGCCAUUCUACAACAAACUAAAAAUGUACUUAAAGGUGAACUACCCCCUUAACCCAAAAUAACUUUUUUUUGUUACUUCUUGGUUGAUGUCACAGUCACUUGUGAAUCUGCUGGGCAUACAGUGCACAUUCCAGUUCCAGUAUUACAGUACAAUGGACAUUGUUCCCAUCCAGUAUUACUGUGUUUAUGGGCCUCUGUUGCUUGAGGAAAUCUUUUUGUGCCCUUUCUGUUCGCUACAUUAUUUCCCCCUCCAGCUCUUGCUCCGGAUAUCUGUGAAUUCCUUGUCUGCACCAACAGCCCUCUCUAGCGUUCUGUUUGGUUUGCAAUGGGAUCCGGGUCAAUGAGACUGUCGUUUGCACUGAAUGCUGCCUGUUUGCUGUUACAGCCAUAGAAGCGUUCCAUGCUUUCUUGCCCAUUGUGUGCGUGGGUGUAAACAGGGGUAACAUGGCACAUAUAGUAAAUUAAUUGUGUAAAUGACCUUUCCAACAUGCUGAGUCUUUUAGCUCCCAGCCAAGUUAUUGGUUUUCUUAAUGGGGUCUUAGGGAGACUACUGCAUCAGUGCAGCAAUGCCGCUGUUCAAAUUGGGUAAUUUUAAACCAGAUUUUGGGUGGCUAGGCCAUCAGAACGGGCUGUAUAUACUGGCCAAUAAGCUGCCUACUUGGUCUGGGGUUGGUGGUUUUUGUUGGUCUAUAUACAGCCACCUUUACGCAGGUCACAGAUGAUUGCACCAACUGCCCCUUAGCCGUGUAUCACUUGUACACACUAACACAAAUGCGCAUACACACACACACACACACACACACACACACCUGGUUUGGUUGCACAUAGUGUUUUUAGGGUAUUUAUUAAAAAAAAAAGUUGUGCAAGUCCCUAAAGAGCAACACAAGUGUUCAUGGGUUUCACCUUGUUGAAUAAUGUCACCUAAUUUAAAGUCCUAGGAAACUUUUUUUUCGUUUGAUUCUAUUUUGUAACUUAAUGUUUUUUUUUUUUUUAUUAUUGACCUCAUUUCUUUUCCAUAAACUGAAAAGUGAAGCUUUUGUUUUUAAUAUUGUAAUAUUUUAUGUAGCCUUUAAUGUAAAUUUCUACACUAUUUUGCAGGUAGGUGGUGAGAUUACAAAUGACUCUGUGAAUCACUAAAUCUUCUCUCCUGUAUUCUUACUGCAUUAAAAUAUAUUUUUUAAAAUAAAAGACCCAUGUCCUUA